This is a messenger RNA of Plasmodium gallinaceum, 1815 nucleotides long. Its product is annotated as conserved Plasmodium membrane protein, unknown function. The record is from RefSeq and is a predicted model, not a curated record. The transcript is spliced from 3 exons. The annotation marks the transcript as partial. Lineage: Eukaryota; Apicomplexa; Aconoidasida; Haemosporida; Plasmodiidae.
AAAAACAAUGAAAAAAAGAAAAAAAAAAAAAAAGAUGACUCUUUAGACGAUAAAAAAUUUAGUGAAGUGUAUAAUUCUAUUUAUGAAAAUUUAAAAAAAAAAAAAGAAAUUAAACAAAACAUUGAAGUUAAUUAUUCAAAUAAAAAUGAAUAUUAUGAAAUUAAUUACACUUCUUCUGACAAUGUAAAUUCUAUAUCAAGUGUUGAAGAUGAUUCUCUUUUUAAUGAAGAUAUUUUAAAAAAAUACAUUAUAGGACAAGUAUUAAAUAUAAUUAGAACGUCAUUUCAUUGGGUUAUAACAUCAUUUUUUUUAAUUUUUUUAUUUGUUCAUUUUUCAGUGUUUUAUGUAUACAGAUUAGUUUCAUUUUUAACAUUAUUUCUGUUUACUCCUAUCUCUAUAUAUUUAGUAAAAAAAAAAAGUAUCAAAUUUUUCUUAAUUUUAACCAAUACUGUUAGAUUAUUUAUAUGGGGAAUAUUUAUACCUUUAUUAUAUUAUUUUUAUAGUGAUCAAAUAAAAAAAUAUUAUAUAAAUAGGGUUUAUGAAUUAAUCUUUAUCUUUUUAUUAAUAAUUGAUAAUAUACAAAUAAAUAUAUCUAAUUUAAUUGAUAUUGACAAUAAUGGAAUAGAUUUUUUAUCAAAAAAAUAUGAUUUAAAAAUUAAUGAAAAGGCCAAAAGAAAAUUUCUAACAUUACAUCAAUUUUUUUUUGAUAUAUCAUUUAUUAUUAUUAAUCCUCUACUUAUAUUUGUUAUUUAUAUAUUUAGUAACUUUUUUAAUGAAAUAUAUUAUAGAGAUGUAUUUAUAUAUUUCUCUUCUUUUAUAUUUUCAUUUAUUACUAUAAUAACUUUAAUUAUCUAUAGUAUUGGAUUAAAAAAAAAGAAAAUUACUACAAAUAAGAAUAACGAUAGCAAUAUUGAUAAAUUCAGAUAUCAUAAUUCAAGAGAAAGUAUUGAGAAUAUGGAUUAUAUUAAAAAAUAUAAUAAUGAAAAUGAUUUUGAAGAGUAUUAUGAAAGGCAAAAAUAUAAUGAUGAAAAAUAUACUAGUUAUAAAAAUUCUUCUAAUGUAUAUAAUAAUAAAAAAAAAAAAUACAUAAAAGAAAAGACAAGUGUAGAAUUUGAUGAUUAUAUUAGUGAAGAAAUUUCAUUGAAAGAUCAAUAUAAAAAACAAUUUUCGGAAUUAAUUAAUAACUUUUAUAGGAUUAAAGGAGAGAAAAAAAUAAUAUUUUAUAUAACUAUGUUGUCAUAUCUAAAUAGUGUAGAAGAUAUUAUGGUAUUAAUGCUUAUUCCUUUAACUUCUAUAUAUGUAUCAGAAUUUUUUAACAUAAAUAAUAUAUUCUCUCAAAUUUUAAUUGCUGUUAUAUUGAUAUCAUUAACAAAAUGUUUUGAAAAUAUAUCAUAUUAUUCAAACAAAAAAAAUAUUAUAGCAUUAAAGGAUAUUUUCAUAGGAAUUAUUUUAUCAGGAAUUUCUUUAUUAUUUUAUUUUUUCCCAUUUUUAAUGUUAAAUCAUUUGAAUAUAUACAGCUUUUUAAUAUUUUAUAUAAUUUGUUGUUUAUUCUACUUCUUUUUCUCAACCAAUUUAAAGACAAAGUUAUCUCUAAAUUUACAGAAAAGUGUGAAAGAAAUAAAAUCAGAUAUUUAUAAUUUUGUUGGUCUUUUUAUGUCUUUUAUCAAUUUAUUGUUUGUCUUUUUAAUAUCAUUUUUUUUAUCUAUAUUGGAUAACUUUGUUAUAAAUUAUGUAUUUAUAUGUACUUUUUUAAUUUUACUUUUAGUUUUCUUUUAUAUAUGGGCAUUUUUUAUCAUAAAGAAAGAAAGUAAUUAA